GGAGAUGUGGAGAAUUGGAUUCGCGAUUUUGAAUUAAUCGCAUCAUGCAACGGCAUCAAAGGAAAUGCGCAUCUGGUCACCGCGUUGGGUGCACUGCUUUCCGGACGAGCGAGGGCCGCUUGCGAUUUGAAUCUGGAAAGCAAACAAGCCCUGGAUUAUGAGAAAUUGAAAGCUGCGCUGGUGGAAGAGUUUUCAAAGGAGGGUGACCGCGAGAAGGCAAUUAAUUGGUUUUAA
Echinostoma caproni is the source of this 234-nucleotide messenger RNA. Lineage: Eukaryota; Metazoa; Platyhelminthes; Trematoda; Plagiorchiida; Echinostomatidae. The record is from the annotation of a GenBank genome assembly.